Eutrema salsugineum is the source of this 709-nucleotide messenger RNA. Its product is annotated as 30S ribosomal protein 3-1, chloroplastic. Bases 79 to 585 code for a protein of 168 amino acids. The record is from RefSeq and is a predicted model, not a curated record. Gene Ontology annotation, biological process: translation. Gene Ontology annotation, molecular function: structural constituent of ribosome. NCBI's taxonomy places the organism in Eukaryota, Viridiplantae, Streptophyta, Magnoliopsida, Brassicales, Brassicaceae. Gene Ontology annotation, cellular component: ribosome. The transcript has 2 exons.
UCUCCACUGCGACCAUAUCUUCCUUAUCCAUUUCUCAUGAAAUCUUUUAUUUCUCUCUGAGAAACAAAGAAGAACAAAAUGAUGUCAUCAAUGGCACUCCACUCAUCUCUCUCAUCUGCUUCCCUCUGCUCUUCUUUCAUCUCUCAACAUCCAAAACUCUCCAUCACUUCUCCUCCAUCGUUCCAUAACAAAACAACCAAACCCAUCUCUCUUAACCGGAGAAUCGUGGCUCUUGCAGCUCCAGAGACGCUCACUGCUGAACCAGCCUCCGAAAUUGAUGUCUCCGACACUCCAGAACCAAAACAGGUGGUGAAUCCACAAGAGGAUAAGGCAAGAGUGGUUCUCAAGUUUGUGUGGAUGGAGAAGAACAUAGGAUUAGGAUUGGACCAGCAUGUCCCUGGACAUGGAACAAUCCCACUUAGCCCUUAUUUCUUCUGGCCAAGAAAAGAUGCUUGGGAAGAGCUUAAGUCUACUCUUGAAGCUAAGCCAUGGAUCUCUCAGAAGAAGAUGAUCAUUCUCCUUAAUCAAGCCACUGACAUCAUCAAUCUCUGGCAACAAAGUGGCGGCAAUUUAACUUCCCAAUAAUCUCAAUUUUCUUGUUUUCUGCAAAUUCAAGAAUUCACUUUUUUUUUUCCUCCAUUGUCUAAUGAGAUUUUGCUAUUGAGAGCUUUUUUUCUUUUCUUUAAUAAUCAUAUUUAAACAAUAUUCA